Messenger RNA from Cavenderia fasciculata, 222 nucleotides. RefSeq lists its product as uncharacterized. The transcript has a single exon. The record is from RefSeq and is a predicted model, not a curated record. The coding region runs from base 1 to 222 and encodes 73 amino acids. Lineage: Eukaryota; Evosea; Eumycetozoa; Acytosteliales; Cavenderiaceae.
AUGAAAAGUUUUAAAGAAUACUAUAAAGAUCCAAUGUUUAGAAAAAAAGUAUUGGAUUAUAAAAAUGAAAAGAUAGAAUGUGAGUGUGGUGCUAUUACAUCUAGAGUAAAUAGAUAUAGACAUUUAAAAGGAAAGAUUCAUGUAAAUAAUAUGAACAGAUUAGAGUAUUGCAAGUGUGGUGAAAAAAUAAAAAGAUCACAACAUGCCGAUCAUUGUUGCUAA